Messenger RNA from Nothobranchius furzeri (turquoise killifish), 2694 nucleotides. It is a transcript of the gene atp6v1ab, whose product is annotated as ATPase H+ transporting V1 subunit Ab. Gene Ontology annotation, cellular component: proton-transporting V-type ATPase, V1 domain; lysosomal membrane. Gene Ontology annotation, biological process: proton transmembrane transport; ATP metabolic process. Lineage: Eukaryota; Metazoa; Chordata; Actinopteri; Cyprinodontiformes; Nothobranchiidae. Gene Ontology annotation, molecular function: proton-transporting ATPase activity, rotational mechanism; ATP hydrolysis activity; ATP binding. The record is from RefSeq and is a predicted model, not a curated record.
AAUCUUCGUACAAUAGAAGAUCUUUGCUGUAGUUCCGGGGCGGAUCCAAAAUGGCGUCUGUUGCGAGGGCCCUGCAGUAAAAAAAUUCGAGGCGGUAGAGUGAAUGAAGUCAGCUGACCUCAGGCCGCUGUCACGCACCGCAGUAUCAGCCGCUUCUCUCUCGAGGCAGAACGCAAAACGGACACUACACGACUUGACGUUGCAUUACUAACCUGUGAGGAUGGACCUGUCUAAGCUGCCGAAGAUCAGAGACGAGGAGCGAGAGAGUCAGUUUGGAUACGUUCAUGGCGUCUCCGGGCCAGUGGUGACGGCGACGGCCAUGGCCGGAGCGGCCAUGUACGAGCUGGUUCGUGUCGGCCACAGCGAGCUGGUGGGGGAGAUCAUCAGGCUGGAGGGAGACAUGGCCACCAUCCAGGUCUACGAGGAGACGUCUGGUGUGUCCGUGGGAGACCCUGUUCUGCGGACAGGGAAGCCUCUCUCCGUCGAGCUGGGCCCGGGAAUCAUGGGCUCCAUCUUUGAUGGUAUCCAGCGACCCCUGAAGGACAUCAACGACCUCACACAGAGCAUCUACAUCCCCAGAGGAGUCAACAUCGGAUCUCUGAACCGAGACCUGAAGUGGGAGUUUUCUCCUUGCAAGAGCCUGCGGGUCGGCAGUCACAUCACAGGAGGAGACAUCUAUGGGAUGGUCUUUGAGAACUCCCUCAUCAAGCACAAAAUCAUGCUGCCUCCCAAGAACAGAGGCACCGUGACGUAUGUGGCUCCUCCCGGGACCUACGACCUCUCCGAUGUGGUGAUGGAGCUGGAGUUUGAGGGCAUAAAGGAGAAGUUCACCAUGGUGCAGGUGUGGCCCGUCAGGCAGGUGAGGCCCGUCACAGAGAAGCUGCCCGCAAAUCACCCGCUGCUGACCGGACAGAGAGUGCUGGACGCCCUUUUCCCAUGUGUGCAAGGAGGAACCACAGCCAUUCCAGGAGCCUUUGGGUGUGGCAAGACCGUCAUCUCCCAGUCUCUGUCCAAGUACUCCAACAGCGACGUGAUUAUCUACGUAGGCUGUGGGGAGCGUGGGAACGAGAUGUCAGAAGUGCUGCGGGACUUCCCCGAGCUAACCAUGGAGGUGGACGGAAAAACGGAGAGCAUCAUGAAAAGAACGGCGCUGGUGGCCAACACCUCCAACAUGCCCGUGGCUGCCAGAGAGGCCUCCAUCUACACCGGAAUUACAUUGUCGGAGUACUUCAGAGACAUGGGCUACAACGUGAGCAUGAUGGCCGACUCCACGUCCCGUUGGGCCGAGGCUCUCAGGGAGAUUUCAGGCCGUCUGGCUGAGAUGCCCGCCGACAGCGGCUAUCCCGCCUACCUGGGAGCCCGGCUCGCCUCCUUCUAUGAGCGAGCUGGAAGGGUUAAGUGUUUGGGUAACCCAGAGAGAGAGGGCAGCGUCAGCAUCGUGGGAGCCGUGUCGCCUCCCGGUGGUGACUUCUCUGACCCCGUCACCUCAGCCACACUCGGUAUCGUUCAGGUGUUCUGGGGUCUGGAUAAGAAGCUGGCUCAGAGGAAGCACUUCCCUUCCGUCAACUGGCUCAUCAGCUACAGCAAAUACACUCGAGCUCUGGAUGAAUACUAUGACAAACACUUCCCGGAGUUCGUGCCCCUGCGUAUCAAGGCCAAGGAGAUCCUGCAGGAGGAGGAGGACCUGGCUGAGAUCGUGCAGCUCGUUGGAAAGGCCUCGUUGGCAGAAACGGAUAAAAUCACACUGGAAGUGGCCAAACUCAUUAAAGACGACUUCCUGCAGCAGAACGGUUACACCCCUUAUGACAGGUUCUGUCCCUUCUACAAAACGGUAGGAAUUCUGUCCAACAUGAUAGCGUUUUACGACAUGGCGCGACACGCGGUGGAGACCACGGCUCAGAGCGACAACAAGAUCACCUGGGCCAUGAUCAGGGAGCACAUGGGAGAAAUCCUCUACAGGAUCAGCUCCAUGAAAUUCAAGGACCCGGUGAAGGACGGCGAGGCCAAGAUCAAGGGCGAGUACGCUCAGCUCCUGGAGGACAUGCAGAACUCCUUCCGAACUCUGGAGGAAUAGGCUCCCUCUCUCCCAACCAGCAUCUCCAUGUUCCAUCUCUGGACCCUUCCACCACAGAGCACAUUCCACCUCUGUAUACUCCUUCUGCGAUCCCCCCUCCCUCCCUCCCUCCCUCCCUCCCUCCCCCGUGCUCCCCUGUUGUUGACCGUGAGAGUGUAUGUGUGUGAAACUCGACGUGGAAGGAAAAAGAGAAAGAUGUACUGUAUUCAUUCUUCUUUGCUGCCUCACACACACACGUUCUCUGGGCCUCCUGCGUGUCCACAGACGUGUGUGUGUGUGUGCAGGUGUGUGUGGUGAUUUAAUGCCUCGUCUCUUCCUUUCUCCGUUUACAUGAUUCUUGUGUAGUUGUGUUGCUUUUCCUGAAGAGGAUCUUUCAGCCGAUGUGAUUCAUCGGCCAUCUGUACAGAAGAAUAUAAAUUUAAUAAGAUCAAGUCUAUUUAUUGCCGGUGUUUUGACGUAGAGGCUCUCUCUCUCUUUUGUUGUUGUUUUUAUGGUGAACUUCAGGCUGUGCCGUGUUGUGUACUUUACCGCGUGAAUGUGUAAGAGUCAGACUCUGCUGUCCAUCUGUUUCAUCAUGUUACUCUCAAAGAAUUAAAACACCGCAGAGACAAAAGCAACAA